GGCAACCCAUGGAUGGAUAGAGGAUGUGUUCUCUUGUGGGAAAGCGUUUGUGUGCGCUGCUGCUUUUAGUUUCGAUUACCAUAGUUAUACGUUUUCAAGGUGACGGUCAACAUUGGGAUAUAUUUGCUGGAUAAAAUAAAUAUGGUGAAAGGACUUUAUGGAUUUCUGACACUUGGUGUGUUGGUGUUUACAGGUGGGCCUACACCUGCCUCCUAUCUUCUUGAGCUCAACCCUCCCAGAGUGGUGGUGAGAUAUGGAGACUCAGUCUCAGUCAACUGCAGCACAUCAUCCACAGACCAUGAGGGGAUGGGCUGGGAGGCCACAUUCGGAGGUAAAAGUUUAGAACAAGAUGCCAACGUUGUCACCUGGACUGUGGAUAACCUUACAGAUUGGACAAUAGAACCCAAAUGCUACAUCAAUCUCAAUGAUAGCAAACAACCCUCAAAAGUACUUCCAGUCAUUCUCUACAAGACUCCAGACAGCAUCUCCAUCUCUGUUCGGAGCCACUCUGGUCCCAUGGUGGAGGGGACACAGUACCAGCUGCAGUGUGACAUUCAGAACAUUGCUCCUCUACAGAACCUGGUUGUGAAGUGGUACAAAGGGAAUGAACCCUUAGAUAUUGUAACUUACAGUAACGUCAGUAAGAGACCAGCGGAUGUGUCAGCUACUCUGAUGAUCAGCCUCCGUAGAGAUGAUGAUGUAGAUCAGUAUAGAUGUAGAGCAGAACUGGACCUGGGACCAGAGGGACCACAACCCCAUCCUACAGUGACAUCAGAACCUCUCAACAUUACUGUGCACUACUCCCCAACCUUUUCCAGACCUGAAGCUGAGACCCUGGACAUCAGAGUGGGGGAGGAAAUCACCUUAAACUGCACGGCUACUGGAAGGCCCACUCCUCUGUACAGGUGGCAGUCUUCAGACUUCCAAGAAGCUCUUUUCACCCCCCCGUCCGAGGUCCCAGGAACCUACACCUGCACUGCCUACAAUCAGAUAGGCAAGAUCAGCAAGACAUUCACUGUGAAUCCCAAACCUAAAGGGGACAGAACAACGUUCUGGGUCAUCAUAGGAUUGGGCCUAGGCCUAGGCCUAGGCCUGGUCAUGAUUGUCUAUGCCAUUGUCAAAUACAGAGCAGGUCCCAACUCCAUCAUCUGAACAGGCCAGAGGAAGAGCAAUUCUAUCGCCAGUGUGACCGGCAGGACUUCCUCGAUAGACACUGUAUGAAUAAGAAUGGUUGUUUAUUGAAUUACUAUGAUGGAACGCUUCAAUCCUGCAUGGCUUAUAAAUCUAAAGAGUGCUUUCUUUUUCUUUUUUUUCCUUCUCCAACCAAUAGCUUUGUGCCAUUUGGACGUGGUGAUGCGUUGUUUUGAAUGUGUCUUGGGCUGUGUCCGUGUGAGCAUGUUGCGCGACACUACCAGUCAUUCAUUCACAUGCAUGUGUGUCCUGUUUUAUUAUUUAUUUUAUAAUCAAGCAUACCUGAAUGUAGUCUCUUCUCACAGCCACUGUGUCUCUGUCACGCAGGUAAAGCGGCUGUAUAAACAGGCUAGCCUGAUCGCUGUAGUCCGAUGACAGCACCAAGUGACCUUACGUGACUGUACAGUGAGAAAUGAGCCAUGCAAUGCAUCACUUCCUGUCUAAUGCCUUUUUUUUCUUGUUGCUCUAAAAUGGUGGUACCAGAGCCACAGGAAGCUUCUCUUCACUAUUGCUAAUUUUGUUCUCUGCCCACACUCUUCCACUAUCUCUCUUUUACCGUCACAGCACCCUAGAUUCUCAGUAACGUCAGUAUGUUUGAUGAUAGCUUUAAUUGUUGGUCUUUCACUUUCUCAACCUAUAUCUGCAGACCAUAGGGAAGCGAACAUGCAUACUGACAUUAAUCCCAUGGACACAGUCUCAGGGCUGUGAGGAGAGCAAGGCCACUGAUGUGUUUUAACUAUCUCAGGUAUUUUAAUAGUCUACACAGUCAUAUCUCACCAUGGGUGGUCCUUUACGAUGUUGCUAUACUGUGUGUUAGUAGAAACGAUAUAAUCUGUUUUGACGAGUGGAGUGGCACAGUCCUUCAAUCGUUGUCUUUUUUUGUUGAAUCACAGUCAGAGGUUUGUUUAUUUUUUGUAAUACAAUUUUAUAACAUUCAUGCUAGAUAUUUAAAGGUAUGGUUAGUGUUAAGUGCAAAGUAUGUUCAGUUCACGUUGUACAGGGCUGGAAUAGUAUUGGUACAGUUAGAAAUGGUGCUUGUAAGGUGCACAGAACUAUUUGAGUUGCACGAUGUAAACUAGCUUUUUACAUGUGAUGUUUGUGUUGUGUCGCUAACUAACUAUGUGUAUAUUGUCCAUUUGAUUUCAGCACUGAAUGUUGUUAUAUGCCGUCUUUAACAGUCGCUAACACUCAUUCUCUACUUUAUUUAGUCCUUUUUGUCAGCUUGCUUAUGUUUAUAUGACCCGUGAUAUGUGUGUUUCCAUCUGUCUGCUCUUCCGUUCAGACAUUUAGUUCUCUAUUCGGAAUGUCAGUACUUGUUAGGCUCAGCAUUGUCAGAGAUUCAGUUUCAGGAAGUGUUCUACUGCAACCUAUUUAGGUUAGAAUGAUGCUGUCUUUCUUUUCCAUUUCAAUAGUGCUGCAAAAUUGGUGGACAGUUUUGCAUCGACAAUGCAGGAGAUGUUUACCAUGCAUACACAUCAUUCGCUGUCAAACAUCAACCAGCUAUGCUCAUUGAGUUAAAGUUUUUGAAAGAAUCAGUCUUUCACUGUGACAUGUUCCUCUACUGUAUUUUGAAUGCCAUUGGGAACCUUUCUCUCAUAUAUCACUGUAACACUGACACAUCAAUACUAAUCACUACAAACUAAGGUCCAUGUAAAGCGACGCAUGGAAGUCCAUCUGUUAUCCUGCCUGGCUCAUAUAAAUACUUCCUUUUUCAGAAUUGA
Messenger RNA from Oncorhynchus masou masou (cherry salmon), 2912 nucleotides. Its product is annotated as intercellular adhesion molecule 1-like. Bases 142 to 1152 code for a protein of 336 amino acids. The transcript is spliced from 5 exons. Gene Ontology annotation, molecular function: integrin binding. Lineage: Eukaryota; Metazoa; Chordata; Actinopteri; Salmoniformes; Salmonidae. The record is from RefSeq and is a predicted model, not a curated record. Gene Ontology annotation, biological process: cell-cell adhesion. Gene Ontology annotation, cellular component: plasma membrane.